Messenger RNA from Drosophila takahashii, 525 nucleotides. RefSeq lists its product as uncharacterized. The record is from RefSeq and is a predicted model, not a curated record. NCBI's taxonomy places the organism in Eukaryota, Metazoa, Arthropoda, Insecta, Diptera, Drosophilidae.
AUGCGAAUGUGCCUACUUGUACUAACUAUUUUGGGAUCUCUAACGACGAUCCUCACCCACGUGACGUUCACAAAUAUAAAGUGCCGCUCAAAGGACGUAAAGUUUGCUAGCUUUGAAAAAUGUUACAUAAAAGCGGUCAACCGUACACAUAAGUACAUCGAUGUGUAUGUAAAUCUGUAUGAAAAGAAUGUAGAUAAUGUCACAGUUAAUGUGAAAUUCAUGCGAAACGAUCAUGGCUAUAAACCAUUUUUCGUAGAUGUCACCGUUGACGCUUGCAAAUUCCUUAAAAAUCAACGGCAACCGCUGGCGAAAUUGUUUUUUGAUCUGUACAAGAGUAGCUCCAACCUUAAUCAUUCCUGCCCAUACAAUCACGACCUAAUUGUGGAUCACUUUUGGACUGGAAAUUUUGAAGCGGAUCUUAUAAAAUACAUCCCCAUACAAAAGGGCGAUUAUGCCAUCUUUUCCGAAUGGUCUGCAUAUAAUAUUGCUCGAGCGUUUAUAAAUAUAUACAUAAGACUAGAAUAG